AUGUUGUUCCUCUGAAAGAAGAAUAUGAAGGAAAGAAGGUAGAGCUGGGGAAGACAGAGGCUGAAAUUCAGCAGAUGAUCCAGAAGAGACGACUGAAGAUUCAGGAGGUCAAACACUCAGUCGACCUCAGUGAGGAAGAUGCAGACAGAGAGAUAGCAGAAGGUGUUCAGGUCUUCACUUCUCUGAAGGAGUCUGUUGAGAGAGGCCUGAAUGAGCUCAUCAACACGAUCAAAGAGAAGCAGAAAACAACAGAAAAACAGGCCGAAGCUUUCAUCAAAGAGCUGGAACAGGAAAUCUCUGAGCUGAUGAAGAGGAGCACUGAGGUGGAGCAGGUGUUACGCUCUGAAGACCACCUCCAUCUUCUCCAGAGUGUCCAGUCCCUAAACGUCCAACAACCUCCACCCACCAAGGACUGGACAGAGGUCAGCGUCCGUCCAUCAUCAUAUGAGGGGACUGUGGUGAAAGCUGUGGCUCAGCUGGAGGAGACACUCAGUAAAGAGAUGAAGAAGCUGCUUGAGCUGAAGAGGGUCCAGCAGUAUGUAGUGGAUGUGACUCUUGAUCCUGAUACAGCACAUUCUAAUCUCAUCCUGUCUGAUGAUGGGAAACAAGUGAAUCUUGGUGAUGGGAGGAAGAAUGUCCCAGACAACCCAGAGAGAUUUUCUAAGUGUGCUAGUGUUUUAAGAAAACAGAGUUUCUCUUCAGGCAGAUUUUACUUUGAGGUUCAAGUUAAAGGAAAGAUUGAAUGGAUUUUAGGAGUGGCCAGAGAGUCAAUCAAGAGGAAGGGAAGCAUCACACUGAAAACUCAGAAAGAGUUCACCCAGAGUUCUUUUAACCACUUCCUCAAUGAGAUGUACACAGCUUCUUUAGCAGAAACCACAAUCCCUUAA
Messenger RNA from Sander lucioperca (pikeperch), 887 nucleotides. Its product is annotated as E3 ubiquitin-protein ligase TRIM39-like. Bases 75 to 887 code for a protein of 270 amino acids. The transcript has 4 exons. The record is from RefSeq and is a predicted model, not a curated record. NCBI's taxonomy places the organism in Eukaryota, Metazoa, Chordata, Actinopteri, Perciformes, Percidae.